This is a messenger RNA of Camellia sinensis, 779 nucleotides long. Lineage: Eukaryota; Viridiplantae; Streptophyta; Magnoliopsida; Ericales; Theaceae. The record is from RefSeq and is a predicted model, not a curated record.
ACCUAAUCAAUCCAUAGUUCUCUGUGCAGUGCAUUAACCACAAUGUGGAGACUGUUCUAGACCUAUCUGAUGAUAUGCCAAGAUUAGUUCAAGGUGACUCUGCAAGAGUUGUUCAAAUUUUUGCAAACCUAAUUAGCAAUUCUAUCAAGUUUACUACGUCUGGCUACAUUGUUCUGCGAGGAUGGUGUGAGAAUCCAAACACUUCUAGCAACGGCAGGAAGUUUCAUCUCAAUCCAAAGGAAUCAUGGAGUACACAUAAAACAAUUUUGAAGCAAUAUGUAAACCACGCAAAGAGAUCCUGCAAAAAAGAUAACAAAGUGAUUCUUUGGUUUGAAGUUGAUGACACUGGCUGUGGAAUCGAUCCAAGCAAAUGGGAGUCUGUUUUUGAAAGCUUUGAGCAAGCUGAUCCCUCAACAACUCGCACGCAUGGUGGCACUGGCCUUGGCCUAUGCAUUGUGCGAACCUUGGUGAACAAGAUGGGUGGAGAAAUCAAAGUGGUAAAGAAGAAUGGCCCGGGCACUCUAAUGCGAUUAUACUUGCUUCUCGGUACAUCAGCAGAUACUGCAGGAAAGCAUUGUCAACUAAAAUUUACUGAACAUAGCUUGAUGGUCCUACUUGCACUGAAUGGUAAAAUGGGUAGAUUGAAAAUGUCUCAGUGGUUACAGAAAAACGAAGUGCUUACCUGGGAAGCAUCUGAAUGGAAUGAGCUGACUCAAAUUCUUCAGGAACACUUUAAAGCCAAAAGUAAUGCACAAUGUUCACCUACAGAAUGCUCAUAA